GAGAGCUGCGAUGGGAAGAGGUCCGCGACGGGACGAGAGUGGCCAGAGAGGAGGGCCACGACGGGAAGAGGGCCAUGACGGGAAGAGGGCCGCAAAGGGAAGAGGGCCGCAAAGGGAAGAGAGCGGCCAGAGAGGAGGGCCACGACGGGAAGAGGGCCACGACGGGAAGAGGGCCGCAAAGGGAAGAGGGCCGCAAAGGGAAGAGAGCGGCCAGAGAGGAGAGCUGCGACGGGAAGAGGGCCGCGAUGAUCAGAUGUGGCGGGGACUGUUGCGAGGAAGAAUGAGGGACGCCAUGGAGCGGGGAGCCAACGAACUCUCAGGAGGAGAGGACCGCCACCGUAGCCGUAGCUGCAUGAGACCUGAGGGAGAUUGGCAGAAUACUAGGACGCCAACUGGGCGACGGCACAGCGAGAAGUCACAGCAUUAUGGGCUGGAGGAGAGGGGAAGCUACGUGGGAAAGUAGAGGGCUGUGUUCGCGAGGCACCCCUCUUCCAUAAAAUCCCCGUCCAUAGCCUUGGAGGCCACACCGAGGACGAGCCCAGACGGGACGAGGACCGAGCCACUGUGGAGGACUUGGGGCUGGGAUUUUUAAUUCUGUUUUAUUAGAAUAAGCCGGUACAUUUUAAAUGGAGUUUGUGGUUUUUAACCUGCUCACCCCUGAUUCAAAGAACCUGGAACUUUUAAUUGAGUCCUAGGCUCUUUUAAUCCUAGGUGGUGUUGUCAGCUUUUUAUAUAUUCUUCGCUUAUUUUAAGUUGUAUUUUAAUUCUCCAAAUCUCGACACGGCCAGCACACAUUACAUGAUCACCAAAGAAACACCAAGAAAAAUAAAUGUAUGUAUGAUUCAUCUAUCCAUUA
Messenger RNA from Amphiprion ocellaris (clown anemonefish), 856 nucleotides. Its product is annotated as eukaryotic translation initiation factor 3 subunit A-like. The record is from RefSeq and is a predicted model, not a curated record. The transcript has 2 exons. Lineage: Eukaryota; Metazoa; Chordata; Actinopteri; Pomacentridae. The coding region runs from base 11 to 463 and encodes 150 amino acids.